GCAACUUCAUUCUUUUUCCGGUACAAGUGUCAAAAAACAAGACUCGACGAUUGCAGUUUGCCCAACUUUUACCAUAUUUUAGGAUCUAAAUCGUAUCAAAAUGGCAAAAAAGAAAGGUGAAAACUACGAGAGUGACGGAGGUGAUGAUUCUAACUACGACGAAGAGCCAAUUUUUGAUGAUCCGGCGGGUUUUGUCGAUGAUGUUGGGGAUGAAGAACUGCUGGGUGAUUAUCUGAAACGUAAACCGUGUGAGUCCGACGGUGUAGAGAAUGUUAUCGUUGUGGACAACAUUCCGGUUGUAGGUCCUGCGCGCUUUCCGAAGCUACAAGGAGUGUUGGAGAAAAUUUUCAAGAGUGCUGGUGGAGUUAUUGUUAACAUUCACUACCCUAAAGAUGAUGAGGACAACACCAAAGGCUAUGCAUUCAUCGAAUUUAAAAGUCCUGAAAUGGCCGAAGAGGCGGUGAAGGCAUUUAACAACUACCGUCUGGAUAAAUCGCAUACCUUACUGGUGAAUCUGUUUUCCGACUUUCAAAAAUAUUCAGACAUCCCGAAAGAAUGGAGUCCACCGGAACCGCAGCCAUACAAGGUGCAAAAUGAUCUGUAUAAUUUCUUAACCGAACCUGAUGCUCAAGAUCAAUUUUGUGUGGUGGCGGAAGCAACACCUGGUGCUGUGCAAGUUCAGUUUUGGCAAAACGCUCAACCGGAACCUGUGGAAUUAUUAACUCGUGAGCGUUUUACCGAAACCUAUGUCAAAUGGUCCCCUCUAGGAACCUACAUUGUGACAUAUCACAAGCAAGGUGUAGUGAUUUGGGGUGGGUCAAAUUUCACAAAGAUUAACAAGUUUGCCCAUUCUAAUACGCAAUAUGUGGAUUUUUCGCCUUGUGAGCAGUAUUUAGUAACGUAUGGUCCUAACGGUCAGAAAAUCGUUAUCUGGGACAUCCGAACUGGCACGGAAAAACGUUCUUUUGUUUCGGAUGGUUCGUCUAACAUGUCAAUGUUCCGGUGGUCCCACGACGACAAGUAUGUUGCGAGGAUGGGAGAUAAUGCUAUACACGUGUAUGAGACAACGACGUUCUACCUUUUGGAUAUGAAAUCUAUCAAAGUGCAAGGCAUUCGAAAUUUUAGUUGGUCUCCAACGGAUAAUAUCAUUGCUUACUGGAUGUCCGAAGAUAUUGAAGCGCCUUCCCGUGUCACCUUGCUAGAAAUACCGAAAAAAAUUGAAAUUCGUAAUAAAAAUCUGUUCAAUGUUGCUGAUUGUAAGAUACACUGGCAAAAGUCGGGAGAUUAUUUGUGUGUGAAAGUUGAUCGCUAUUCGAAAUCGAAAAAGGAUAAGAAAGACGCCGAUGUUAAGUUCCUUGGAAUGUUUUAUAAUUUUGAAAUAUUCCAUAUGCGAGAGAAGGAUAUUCCUGUGGAUUCAGUAGAGGUCAAGGAAACGAUUCUAGCGUUUGCAUGGGAGCCGGUUGGUUCGAAAUUUUCGAUUAUUCACGGAGAACCAUCGUCCGCGAACGUAAGUUUUUACGAAGCUAAGAAAGGUCAAGAGCCGACCAUGCUGAAGAAGAUGGAAAAGAAGGCCUGCAGUCACUUGUUCUGGUCUCCUCGAGGGCAGUUUAUUGUGCUAGCAAAUUUGCAAGUUGGUUCUUUUGAAUUCGUGGACACGAAUGAUUUCACCAUCAUGAAGAGUGGAGAUCACUAUCGCGCUUCCGAAGUGGAAUGGGAUCCAACAGGCCGGUAUGUCGUAACUGGAACAUCUGGCAAGGUCAAGGAAGAUCACGGAUACUAUCUCUGGUCAUUUCAAGGUCGAAUUCUAAAGCGCGUCAACGUCAAGAACUUCAUCCUUUUCUUAUGGCGUCCACGUCCACCGACUCUGCUGCCAGACGAGAAACAAAAAGAGAUUCGAAAGAAUCUCAAGAAAUACUACGCACAGUUUGAGAGUAAAGAUCGAGUUCGAAUGACGCGAGCCUCUAAAGAACUUCUGGAGAAGCGUGCUAAACUGCGCGAUGAGUUUGUAGAGUACCGUAGCAAGCGUGUGAGUGAGUGGGAGGGACAGAAAUAUCGUCGAAUGCAGCUUAGAAAUAACGUGGAUACUGAUACCUUGGAAGCAGAUCCAGAUAACGUAGAAGAAGAAAUUGUUGAAAUUCUAGUACGCGAAGAUAACACCGUGAUCGAGUAGUCCGUAUAAGGCAAUUGUGUUUUUAGGCUAUUGAAAAGUUAUCUAUCAAUGCAAUAGCCUUCAACAAGUGUAGUUUGAUUGUUAAAACUCCGUGGAAUACAGUUAAUCAAGCUACACAACAGACAAACAAAUUGUAGACUAUUUUUUACUUUGCAAAUUAAACAAAUGCUUCUCAAUUUGACUUAUAAUAAAUAUUCUGUAGUGUAUGACAAAAUUCAAA
Molecule: messenger RNA, 2390 nt
Organism: Malaya genurostris
Lineage: Eukaryota; Metazoa; Arthropoda; Insecta; Diptera; Culicidae
Gene: eIF3b
Product: eukaryotic translation initiation factor 3 subunit B
Exons: 5
Coding region: 101-2170 (689 amino acids)
Biological process (GO): translational initiation
Cellular component (GO): eukaryotic translation initiation factor 3 complex
Molecular function (GO): RNA binding; translation initiation factor activity; translation initiation factor binding
Source: RefSeq, a predicted model, not a curated record